Octodon degus (degu) is the source of this 7154-nucleotide messenger RNA. RefSeq names its product leucine rich repeat kinase 1 (gene Lrrk1). Bases 134 to 5986 code for a protein of 1950 amino acids. The record is from RefSeq and is a predicted model, not a curated record. The transcript is spliced from 33 exons. Gene Ontology annotation, molecular function: protein kinase activity; protein binding; ATP binding. Lineage: Eukaryota; Metazoa; Chordata; Mammalia; Rodentia; Octodontidae. Gene Ontology annotation, biological process: protein phosphorylation.
GCCGCCGCCGCCGCAGGAAUGAAAGAGGUUUCUGGUCAGCCAUGACUGUGCAUCUAAGUCCGGAUCCUCCCGUCCUCUGGGCAAUGGUGACAACAGUAGGACCUGCCUUUGGAGAUCAGCUGCCAUAAGGUUGAUGGCUGGCAUGUCGCAGAGACCACCCAGCAUGUACUGGUGUGUGGGGCCAGAAGGAUCAGCUGUGUGUCCAGAACGCACCAUGGAGACCCCCACCGGUGCCAGGGACAUGGGCAGCAAGCCAUCUACGCCAGGAGGGGACUCAACAGCGCCGCGGCCUCCUGGGACGGAGGGCAUUCACACCGCAUACAGACAGGGAGACCUUGGCAGGGCACGUGACCUGCUCAGGGAGGCCUGUGAGGACAGCACAUCCCAGCUGGAAAAGGGUCAGCUCCUGAGCGUCUCGGCAGCCCACGGGGAUCUGGAGAUGGUUCGGUAUCUACUCACCGAGAAACGCGUGGAGCUGCCCACGGAGCCCACCGACGACAACCCUGCCGUGGUGGCUGCGCAUUUCGGGCACACUGAAGUUGUUCAGGAACUGCUUGAGUCCUUAGCAGGUCCCUCCAGCCCCCAGCGCCUGCUGAACUGGAUGCUGGCCCUGGCUUGCCAGCAGGGGCACCUGGGCAUCGUGAAGCUGCUGGUCCUGACGCACGGGGCCGACCCCGAGAGCUACGCCAUUAGGAGGAACGAGUUCCCAGUCAUCGUGCGCCUGCCCCUCUACGCGGCCAUCAAGUCGGGGAACGAAGACAUCGCCAUCUUCCUGCUCCGGCACGGGGCGUUUUUCUGCUCCUACAUCCUCCUGGACAGUCCCGACCUCAGCAAGCGCCUCCUCCGGAAGUACUUCAUCGAAGCCAGCGCGCCGCCCAGCAGCUGCGCGGGGAGACCGCCACUCCGUGUGAAAUGGUCCCACCUCCGGUUGCCCUGGGUGAACCUCGACUGGCUCAUCGACAUCUCCUGCCAGAUCACGGAGCUGGACCUUUCUGCCAACUGCCUGGCUUCCCUCCCCUCUGUCAUCCCCUGGGGACUCAUCAACCUCCGGAAGCUGAACCUCUCCGACAACCACCUGGGAGAGCUGCCCAGCGUGCAGUCAUCGGACGAGAUCAUCUGCUCCAGGCUCCUUGAAAUCGACAUUUCCAGCAACAAGCUCUCCCACCUCCCGCCUGCAUUCUUGCACCUUUCAAAACUUCAAAAGCUGACAGCUUCUAAAAAUUACUUGGAAAAAUUGUUCGAAGAAGAAAAUGCCACCAACUGGAUCGGUCUGCGGAAGUUACAGGAACUUGACAUAUCUGACAAUAAACUGACAGAACUCCCCGCCCUUUUCCUGCACUCUUUCAAGUCGCUCAGUUGUCUGAAUGUCUCCAGAAACAACCUGAAGGUGUUUCCCGACCCCUGGGCCUGCCCUUUGAAAUGUUGUAAAGCGUCCAAAAAUGCCCUGGAAUCGCUGCCAGGCAAAAUGUCUGUCUUCUGGAAAAAUCACCUUAAGGAUGUGGAUUUCUCAGAAAACGCACUGAAAGAAGUUCCCUUGGGACUUUUCCAGCUUGAUACCCUCAUGUUCUUGAGGGUGCAGGGGAACCAGCUCAUGGCCCUGCCUCCGCAGGAGAAGUGGACCUGCAGACAGCUCAAAACCCUAGACCUCUCCAGGAACCAAUUUGGCAAGAGCGAAGAUGGACUUAAAACAAAGCGCAUUUCCUUUUUCACCACCAGAGGCCGCCAGCGUUCAGGGACAGAGACAGGGUGCGUGCUGGAGUUCCCGACCUUCCUGAGUGAGUCUUUGGAAGUCCUAUGUCUGAACGGGAACCACCUGGAUGCAGUCCCACCCUCGGUUUGCCUGCUGAAGAGCUUAUCAGAGCUCUAUCUGGGGAACAACCCCGGCCUCCGAGAGCUCCCUCCUGAGCUGGGGCAACUGAGCAACCUGUGGCAGCUGGAUGUGGAAGACCUGAGCAUCAGCAACGUGCCUGCAGAGGUCAGGAAGGAAGGGCCCAAAGCGAUGCUGUCCUUCCUGCGUGCUCAGCUGCGGAGGGCGGAAAGGUGCAAAGUGAUGAAGAUGAUUGUCGUGGGGCCGCCUCGCCAGGGCAAGUCCACCCUCCUGGAGAUCUUGCAGACGGGCAGGGCCCCCCAGGGGGCGCACGGCGAGGCCACCAUCAGGACAACCAAGUGGGAGCUCCAGAGGCCGGCAGGCUCCAAGGCCAAGGUUGAGUCUGUGGAAUUCAACGUGUGGGACAUCGGGGGCCCUGCCAGCAUGGCCACUGUCAACCAGUGCUUCUUCACGGACAAGGCCUUGUACGUGGUGGUCUGGAACCUGGCGCUGGGGGAGGAGGCCGUGGCCAGCCUGCAGUUCUGGCUGCUCAACAUCGAGGCCAAGGCCCCCAACGCUGUGGUGCUGGUGGUCGGAACACACCUGGACCUAAUCGAAGCCAAAUUCCGAGUGGAGAGAAUCGCGACUCUGCGCGCCUACGUGCUGGCGCUGUGCCGCUCACCCUCAGGGUCCAGAGCCACCGGCUUCCCAGACAUCACCUUCAAACACUUACAUGAGAUCUCCUGCAAGAGCUUGGAAGGCCAGGAGGGCCUGCGGCAGCUGAUCUUCCACGUCACAUGCAACAUGAAGGACGUGGGCAGCACCAUCGGCUGCCAGAAGCUGGCGGGGAGGCUGAUCCCCAGGAGCUACCUGAGCCUGCAGGAGGCUGUGCUGGCGGAGCAGCAGCGCCGAAGCCAGGGAGACGACGUGCAGUAUCUGACAGACAGGCAGCUGGAGCAGCUGGUGGGGCAAACACCUGACAACGACAUCACAGACUACGAGGACCUGCAGUCAGCCAUCAACUUCCUCAUAGAAACGGGCUCACUCCUGCACUUUCCCGACACCAGCCGCGGGCUGAGGAACCUCUACUUCCUCGACCCCAUUUGGCUGUCCGAGUGUCUGCAGAGGAUCUUCAACAUCAAAGGCUCCCGCUCGGUGGCCAAGAACGGGGUGAUCCGCGCAGAGGACCUCAGGAUGCUGCUGGUGGGGACGGGCUUCACGCAGCAGACUGAGGAGCAGUACUUCCAGUUCCUGGCCAAGUUUGAGAUCGCCCUACCCGUCGCCAAUGACAGCUACCUCCUGCCACACCUCCUUCCAUCCAAGCCUGGCCUGGACACUCAUGGCAUGAGGCACCCUACAGCCAACACCAUCCAGCGGGUGUUUAAAAUGAGCUUCGUGCCCGUUGGCUUCUGGCAAAGGUUCAUAGCACGGAUGCUGAUCAGCUUGGCCGAAAUGGAUCUGCAGCUUUUUGAAAACAAGAAGAAUACUAAAAGCAGAAACAGGAAAGUCACCAUUUACAGCUUUACAGGAAACCAGAGAAACCGCUGCAGCACAUUCAGAGUGAAAAGAAAUCAGACCAUCUACUGGCAGGAAGGGCUCCUGGUCACUUUCGAUGGGGGCUACCUCAGCGUGGAGUCUUCCGAUGUGAACUGGAAAAAGAAAAAGAGCGGUGGGAUUAAAAUCAUCUGCCAAUCAGAAAUGAGGGACUUCUCGGCGAUGGCGUUCAUCACAGAUCACGUGAAUUCUUUGAUUGAUCAGUGGUUUCCCGCCCUGACGGCCACUGAAAGUGAUGGGACCCCCCUCAUGGAGCAGUACGUGCCCUGCCCAGUCUGUGAGACGUCUUGGGUGCAACAUGCUGACCCCAGUGGGAAGUCGGAGGACGUGCAGUACUUCGACAUGGAGGACUGCGUGCUGACGGCCAUCGAGCGUGACUUUAUCUCCUGCCCCAAACACCCAGACCUCCCGGUGCCACUCCAGGAGCUGGUGCCUGAGCUGUUCAUGACCGACUUCCCUGCCAGGCUUUUCCUGGAGAACAGCAAGCUGGAGCACAGCAAGGAUGAGAGCAGCAUUCUGGGCCAAGGGGGCAGCGGCACCGUGAUCUACCGGGCCCGGUACCAGGGCCAGCCCGUGGCUGUGAAGCGAUUCGACAUCAAGAAAUUCAAGAAUUUCGCUAAUGCGCCGGCAGAUACCAUGUUGAGGCACCUGCGGGCCACAGACGCCAUGAAGAACUUCUCGGAGUUCCGGCAAGAGGCCAGCAUGCUGCAUGCCCUGCACCACCCGUGCAUUGUGGCGCUUGUCGGCAUCAGCAUCCACCCACUCUGUUUUGCCCUGGAGCUCGCCCCACUCAGCAGCCUCAAUACUGUGCUGUCCGAGAAUGCAAGAGAUUCUUCCUUCAUGCCUCUGGGACACAUGCUAACACAAAAAGUAGCCUACCAGAUUGCCUCCGGCUUGGCCUACCUGCACAAGAAGAACAUCAUUUUCUGUGACCUGAAGUCGGACAACAUUCUGGUGUGGUCCCUGGACGUCAAGGAGCACGUCAACAUCAAGCUGUCAGACUACGGGAUCUCGAGACAGUCCUUUCAUGAGGGCGCCCUGGGUGUGGAGGGCACACCUGGCUACCAGGCCCCAGAGAUCAGGCCUCGCAUAGUGUACGAUGAGAAGCGCCCACUGGCCCUGUCCGUGGUGAGCCAGAUGAAGGACCCGACCUUUGCCACCUUCAUGUACAUGCUGCCCUGCGGGAAGCAGACGGCCUUCUUUUCCCCCCAGGGCCAAGAGUACACGGUGGUGUUUUGGGACGGGAAAGAGGAAUCCAGGAACUACACGGUGGUGAAUACAGAGAAGGGGCUUCUGGAAGUGCAGAAGAUGGCCUGUGCUGGCAUGAGGCUGAGCUGCCAGCUCAAGGUCCAGAGCUCGCUGUGGACGGCCACCGAGGACCAGAAAAUCUACAUCUACAGCCUUAAGGGCAUGUGCCCCUUGAGUGCACCCCAGCAGGCCUUGGACACCCCGGCUAUCGUCACCUGCUUCUUGGCGGUACCUGUCAUUAAAAAGAACUCCUUUCUGGUGCUGGCAGGCCUGGCUGAUGGGCUGGUGGCUGUGUUUCCCGUGGCGCGGGGCAUCCCCAGGGACAGUUGCUCCUACCUGUGCUCACACACAGCCAACAGGUCCAAGUUUGGCAUCCCGGACGAAGACAUGCGGCAGAACCCAUACCCAGUGAAGGCGAUGGAGGUGGUCAACAGCGGGUCAGAGAUCUGGUACAGCAAUGGACCAGGCCUCCUCAUCAUCGACUGUGCGACCCUGGACAUCAGCAGGCGGCUGGAGCCCUAUGCCGCCCCCUCAGUGAUCACAUCGGUCGUGUGCAGCUCUGACUGUAGAGGGGAGGAGGUUGUCUGGUGCCUGGAUGACAAGACCAACUCCUUGGUGAUGUACCAUUCUGCCACCUACCAGCUGUGUGCCCGAUAUUUCUGUGGAGACCCCAGCCCCCUCAGGGACAUGUUCCCUGUGCAGCCCUCAGGGGCGGAACCCCUGGACAGUCACACGGCCAGCCCAAAGGAGCCUGAAGGAGACGGCAUCGCAGAUGUGAGCAUCAUGUACAGCCGGGAGCUGGGCACGCAGAUCCUGACCCACCAAGACUCACUGACUGACUACUGCUCCAUGUCCUCCUACUCUUCAUCCCCUCCGCCCCGGGCCACCGGGUGCCCCUCAAGCCUGCGCAGCUCCCCAGCCAGCUGUUCCAGCAUGCCUUUCUCUGGGGAUUUCGAGGGCUCUGACCGGCUGCAGGAGUCCGUCACCACCUCAGACAGAUCUGAGCACGACCUGACCCCCAUGGACGGUGAGACAUUCAGCCGGCACCUGCAAGCUGUGAAGGUCCUUGCGGUCAGAGACGUCAUUUGGGUUCCCAGGCAUGGUGGAGAUGUCAUUGUCAUCGGCCUGGAGAAGGAUUCGGGCGCCCAGCGGGGCCGAGUCAUCGCUGUCUUAAAAGCCCGGGAACUGACUCCACAUGGGGUGCUGGUGGACGCGGCCGUGGUGGCAAAGGACACAGUGGUGUGUGGCUUUGAGAAUGACAACACCGAGUGGCACCUGGCUGUCUGGAGGGGCUGGGGGACCAGGGAGUUUGACAUUUUCUACCAGUCCUACGAAGAGCUGGGCCGGCUGGAGGCGUGCAUGCGCAAGAGAAGGUAAUUCCUGCGGAAGAAGUGCGCUGCACACUGGCCAGCCUGGGCUGCGGCCUCCCCACCUGCUGCAGCCCCUGGGGACCCUGAGACUUGUGGGUUUUCUCCUCAUCCUGUGCUGCUAAGAAGUGCUGAGAAGGGACCUGCCUCGCAGGUCGGGAGUUCUCAGGUUCUGCAGGGCAGUUACCUGGAUGCCCCGCCCCCCUCCUCCCUAUGCUGGUUUUACAGCCCAUGAGAGUGUGGCAGGGUCCUUGGGAGACGCCUCCUCCUGGCCCUCCACGGCUGCUAGGAGCAAGGGAGGAGGAUCCCACUCCGGGCUGGGUCCCACAGAAGGAGGCAGGACCUCCCUGGCAUGAUGAACCCACCCGGUAUUCAGCCCCAAGUUUCAGAUAAAGUUACACUAGAGACUCUCAGCUGAGGAGCAGCUCAGGCAGGGCAGGAGGAGGGCUGUGACCCCUGCCCCUUCCCCACAACACCCUAGUCUCUCAGCCCAUUUCACAGGCUCCAGAGUCCCUGGAGUGUGGGGCCCCGCUUGGGCAAGCCACGAUCAGAUAUCUCCCACUCAGCGAAGCCUCUAUGUGGGAAACUCCUGUAAGGACACCGGGCAAUGAAUGAGUUUCUUCAGGCGCCGGAAAGCCCAGCGCGAGAGGGCCUGCUUGCCUCUACAUUCUUCUGUCCCCAACAAAAGGAAGGGGAAACCCCAUCCGAAGGACUGGAGAAAGGGCCUUGUGUGUAUAGCUUGGUAAAAUAAACUUGGACGCAGCUGGAGCACAGGCCCUGUUUGUUUGCACAUCAUAAUCUUGUUUAUCGCUUUAACAAAUUAAGUAAUAUCUCAGCGGUUAGGCCGCUGGUUAUGAAAUCACAUCGUAUGGAGCUUAUACCAAACUCUGUAUCUGCGCCACACUUUCUGCACACACGGGCAGCAGACUGCAGAGCGCAGUUGUUCACAGGGCCAUGUGGCACCACUGCGAGCACUCGCGGGUAUACACAGCUAUGUCCUGGCCAGGAGUGAUCACUGUGGCUGCUUAAGCCAGGAUGGGGAGUUUGAAUGGAAGAUCAAGCUCUGCCUCAAGUUCUCGAAGCUUUGCUCAAGUUAAAUUAUAAAAAUCCAACUUGAGAUGUGCUGGGGUGUGCGGGCAGAUGUGACUCCUUUGAUCGGAAAAUAAACAAAUUCUUAA